Messenger RNA from Cetraspora pellucida, 744 nucleotides. The record is from the annotation of a GenBank genome assembly. NCBI's taxonomy places the organism in Eukaryota, Fungi, Glomeromycota, Glomeromycetes, Diversisporales, Gigasporaceae.
AUGAACCCUCUACCAAAUGUCAAAACUACUGCAGCAAAGUGUUAUGUUUGGGUUAAAAACAACCCAAUAUUAGCAGUAUUGGAUUCAGUAGUCAUAGCAAAUGGUGAUCGACAAAGAGCCCUAGGAAAAGUAACAAAUGCCAAAUUAAUGAUCAGAAGCAUAAUAGUUCCUACUAGUUUUCAAAUAAUAGACUCUCCAGACAAAAUCCUGUUGCUAGGCAUCAAUCGGUUUCAGAAAACAAGAGACAACAAGUUAGAAAUACCACAAGAGCAUAAAACGUAUAGUAGUGAUGGAGAGGACUUCUUCGAUAUAUAUAAAAGUGAGAAUGAUGUUAAGGAAGUUGAAGAAAUCCAACAUGAAAUUAAUACUGGUGAUGUCAGACUAAUCCGACAACCAGCAUAUCAUAUUACUCCAGAUGAGCAGGAAUUUCUAGAUAAAAAAAUAGAAAAGCUACUAGAAAAUGGAUUAAUAUAUGAAGACAAAAAGAACUUAAACAAGUACUUUGAACAAGAAAGAUGUCACAGAGAGCUUAUACAGCAGUUGAAUGAUAAGUUUUAUAGGGAAACAACUUGGGCAUAUCGGAAUAGAUAUUUUAGUAAGCCUGAAGCAGAUGAGGGAAUAGGUUUGUCUAAUAAAGAUGAAGUAUGGAAUCCUAAAGAAAUGUUUUAUAGUGCCAUAAUUGAUUCUGAAAACCCAGAAUGGUCACUACCUUUAGACGAUGACACAAAUAUGGAUUGGGAAUAA